UGAUGGAACAUGGAAGCGCUGCUCAAAGCUGACAAGCUACUAAAACAGCACAAGCUAAUAGAAGCAGUUGCGGAGUACUCCUCGACUAUACGCAAACUCCAGACCUCAGGUCCAGAACAGCUCUUAUCUUCAGCUUACAACAACAGAGGACAGUGUCAUUACCUUCAAGUAGAGUUCUACAAGGCUAUUGACGAUUAUACUGACUCUUUGAAGUACAAUCCUAGCAACACGACCGCGCUGUACAACCGAGCUCAAGUUCAGUAUCGUCUGAAUUUCUUUUCUGAAGCUCGAAAAGAUAUCUUAAAAGCUUUAGAAAUAUCUCCAGAUUUUAAAGACGCUGCAAGCUGUUUGGAAGCAAUAGAGUAUGCUGUCAGUAACAAAGCAUGCCCUAAAGAAACCUGACUUCGCCCCUGUUUGUAAAUCAUUUGAGAAAUCUCUAGCUGCUAACUACGAAGAAUUUAAAGUGGAAGUGGUGGACUGCCCCGAUCUAACAGCUGCUCCUUGGAAGUUAGCUCUUCCUGGACUGGGAGGUGAGCCCUGUGUUGCUGAUGUGGGUGGGGUCCCCAAUCUCAUACCCACUCCCAACGUUGAGAAACAGUAUAACCUGGACACUGUGGCUGAGCUGUGUGGCUUGUCUGAUGGAUAUGUGAUAGGAGCUAGUGCUGUGGCGAGCAAGCUUCUGGGUAAAAAUGCAGAGCUUGUCAAUAAUGGUAAGACCGGUAAAGAUGGGGUUGUUAAAUCGAUGUACACGAAAAUAAUUGAUGAUAAAGGAAAUGAUUAUGAGUGUAAGGAAUAUCCACAUAAUGAGUUUGGAUUACUGGGAAAUUUAUUUCUUUGUCGAGGACUGCCUGGUAAGGUGAUCCACGUGACCGCCAAGAUAAGGAAAGGCUCCUUAAACUUUAUCAACUGUUUAAACAAGGGUCUGACAGAAGAUUUCACUGACCCGGUAGCUGUGGGCGGAACAUUCCUACUCACAAACGGAAAAGCAAAACUCCACGUCAUGCCUGGAUUCUCUUGUUCUCCUCUGCAUACCGAGGAUGACAUUAACAACUGGUUGAGGUUCCACGAGAUGUCGGGUCCUCUAACACAUACCAGCGUGUUUGUCAGCAAGGACCCGGGACUGGAUCUCCGACUGGAGCACAGUCACUGUUUUAGUGACCACGGUGAUGGUGGUCAUUACCAUUUUGAUACCACUCCUGAUACUGUGUGUUAUGAAGGGUAUUUUAAUUUGGCUGAUAAUAUUUGUAGGAUUGAUCCGCCGGAAGUUACUCAUUUGAUCGGGAGAGAUUGAAGAUUGAAUUGAUUAUCAAGACUUUUUAUAUAGUUUUAUAGGCAUGUUAAUUACAGUCUAUAAUGUUAUCACAAUUGACAAAUGACGUCACAUCGGACUUGACCGUUUUGACUCUCUCUCUUUCAUAAAGAUUUACAAGUCAAGAUCACUUUAAUUACAGUCUAUAUUUAUGGGUCAAUAAUUAAUAACAUUAUACAGAACUUCUAAUACAUUUC
Molecule: messenger RNA, 1506 nt
Organism: Bolinopsis microptera
Lineage: Eukaryota; Metazoa; Ctenophora; Tentaculata; Lobata; Bolinopsidae
Product: ester hydrolase C11orf54 homolog
Exons: 1
Coding region: 365-1291 (308 amino acids)
Cellular component (GO): nucleus
Molecular function (GO): zinc ion binding; hydrolase activity, acting on ester bonds
Source: RefSeq, a predicted model, not a curated record